AUGGACGAGGACUCCUCUGAAUCCGACAACCACAUAUCCAAAAAGAUGAACGAGUUGAAUCUCAUAAGGUUCAAGCACAUCCCAAAAUGCCCUGGCUGUGACUGGCAUGACCUGCCAGAUGAGAAGGUGAAGCUAUCCACAGGGAAAAUGGUGGAUCUGAUCCCUAGGUACUUUCUCAAUACAUCCAAGAGGAACAAUCAGUGGAAAGGCCUGUAUGGGAGGCUGGACUGGGAGGGCAACUUCCCCACAUCAGUGACAGAUUCCCAGCCAAUGGGGAGGGUCGGCAUGUGCUUCCACCCUGAUAAGGACAGGAUCAUCACUGUUCGUGAAUGUGUGCGAUCCCAGGGCUUCCCUGAUGGCUACCAUUUCACUGGCAACAUCCGGAGCAAGCACAGGCAGAUCGGGAUUGCUUUGAGUGGGGCUUGCCCAUUAAUUAGAUCACCUGAGUAA
Molecule: messenger RNA, 450 nt
Organism: Triticum aestivum (bread wheat)
Lineage: Eukaryota; Viridiplantae; Streptophyta; Magnoliopsida; Poales; Poaceae
Product: DNA (cytosine-5)-methyltransferase 1A-like
Exons: 4
Coding region: 1-450 (149 amino acids)
Biological process (GO): negative regulation of gene expression via chromosomal CpG island methylation
Cellular component (GO): nucleus
Molecular function (GO): DNA (cytosine-5-)-methyltransferase activity; DNA binding
Source: RefSeq, a predicted model, not a curated record